Penicillium waksmanii is the source of this 240-nucleotide messenger RNA. RefSeq names its product copper metallochaperone ATX1. The record is from RefSeq and is a predicted model, not a curated record. The transcript has 2 exons. The coding region runs from base 1 to 240 and encodes 79 amino acids. Lineage: Eukaryota; Fungi; Ascomycota; Eurotiomycetes; Eurotiales; Aspergillaceae. Gene Ontology annotation, molecular function: copper chaperone activity; metal ion binding. Gene Ontology annotation, biological process: copper ion transport. Gene Ontology annotation, cellular component: cytosol.
AUGUCCGACCACCAAUACACCUUCAACAUCUCCAUGAGCUGCGGCGGCUGCUCCGGCGCUGUCGAGCGUGUUCUGAAGAAGCUCCAAGGCGUCAAAACCUUCGACGUGAACCUCGAAUCGCAAACCGCAAAGAUCACCACAGAGCCGAGCCUUUCGUACGACACCGUUCUGGCUACUAUUAAGAAGACUGGCAAGGCUGUUAAUAGUGGGGAGGCCGAUGGGGAGAAGCAGGCUGUUUAA